Apis florea (little honeybee) is the source of this 642-nucleotide messenger RNA. RefSeq lists its product as uncharacterized. The record is from RefSeq and is a predicted model, not a curated record. NCBI's taxonomy places the organism in Eukaryota, Metazoa, Arthropoda, Insecta, Hymenoptera, Apidae.
GUCCUAGUCGCAGUGCUCGCGCGACUUUCGUCCCGAGUGCGUCGUCUACUUGCGCUCCGCUCCGAAAAACGCGACGCGAUCCUCGUCUUUCCGUGACUCACAACGGCGAAUGUCUCGAGUGACUUUCAUUUAACGAGACAUAUACCGUAUAAAAUUAUAAUAAUAACCUUCGAUAUUGUAAUUUUCUUAAACGAGAAAAACGAAAUGAAGAAACUUGAUUUACGAAGAAUUUUAUUCAUGGAAAUUUUAUGUGAGGGGGUGAAAAGUGAAGAAAAAGUGCGGGAGGAAUUUAAAAUACGCACACGUGAUGCAAAUACGUACGGCAGAAUCAAUUGAGCGAGAUGAUGUGAACAUUAAUAAACAAAACCAUCAAAAAUAUAAUAUGGGGGACGAAAUAUCGAUAUUUUUAGUGGUGUUCCUUGCAAUUGGUGGAAUAAUAAUGAUGAGCGCAUUACUGGCCUGCUAUGCCUGUAUCUUUCGUGAUCUGUGUUGUAGACCAGAGGAUAGAUCAAAAAGAAGACGACCUCAAAGUCCUCAUCAUGAGCCUGAUGAUCCUAAUAGACCCAGAUUGGACGCAAUACUUUUAAACGAUAUUACACAAGGAGAAAGUAUGCCUACUGAAUCUGAGAAAGUUUAAUAAAU